Molecule: messenger RNA, 252 nt
Organism: Danaus chrysippus (African queen)
Lineage: Eukaryota; Metazoa; Arthropoda; Insecta; Lepidoptera; Nymphalidae
Source: the annotation of a GenBank genome assembly
AUGUGUUGGGUUGUUAGUAGUAGUGAAUGCGCUACCACGUCGUUUUACUUUGUGGAUAAGGAGGCUCGUACGGCCUGGGGAUUCAGCGUCGCUUUGUCAAGGGAGAAAAGAAUGGAUCGUGAUGAGAAAUGUGCUGGAAUAAUUUAUCUUUGGUUCACUCUUAGCUUGGAUCGCAUUAGAGCCCGCGCCGCCCACGACGGAGAUAAUGCCAUUGCAAUACCCAAGAUCGGAUUGUAUUGGCAAAUUGGAUGA